AAGUGGGAAGAAGUGGGCUAGUUGGUCAAGUGACAUGGGUGAAGUGGGCAAACGUGGGCAACUACUUUCUGGAGACGUGGGAAAUGUGGGAAAAUAUGGGAAACAGGGGAAACAUGGGAAGAAUGGGGUGAAUUUGUUUUUGUAGCGCAGUCAUACUAAGAUGGGGAAUGCAUAAGGUGAGGAACAUUUCAGCUUGAAUAUUAUACAAUUUGUCUGUAAUCAUUAUGAAUUGGCAUGAAGACAAAUGGUGACGAUUUCAUUUCAAUCAUUUUGACACGUUUGUUUAUGUGAAUUCAAACUGUGGUUUGACUUCCGAAGCCGCGAUUACAAAUUCUUCGUCGUGCACCCCUGACUAAAUACAGUUACCCUUAUGGAGCGCGUAAAUGCGGAAGUUAAGAUUUUGUCAACUGGGUUAAAGUAUCUUUCACGUUAUGUGACACAACAAGAACGUCAGUUAGAUUCAGCAGUAAGUCUACAACUCAUGUUAUUUUCUUUUGGUUGUUUUGUGUUCACGUUUAGUUAUCAGACGGUCUGUGCUUUUCUACAUAUCAAUCACUGUCAACGUUUGCUAUUGUAUUGUUCUUAUAAGUGGUGUUUCCCAAAUUACGUCAUCCUUGACGUAUACUUGAUAUUUGGCUAUUGAUCAAAGGAUGUGUGUACUGUGCAGUAGAGUUCUUUCUUGACCUCUUUUUGUGGUUGUGACACAUGGUCAUUGGAAGUAGAAGACUUGGGAAGGGUAGUUGUUUGCGCUCUAUCUCCCGUGUUCAUUGGUAUACUAUGUUGGGAAAGAUCACUACUCUUGAAGAACAGUUGUCUGCUCAUCUGUCAAAGUGUACACCUUCUUCACCGUGUACACAACGAUCUAUAGGCUGUCAGACUUCGCCAAAAUCGAAACCUUCAGUUACACUGUCAUCAAGUCGAAAGCAUUCAGUCACUUUAUCGCCUGACAUGAAUGAUGUCUCUUCUUCUUCUUCAAGAAGUAGUGUCAGCAAAUCCUUUAAUGGCACAAUACAAUGGCUUCAAACAGCAUCCAAUUCAGUGGACAAGGAUACACCAAAAAUUUCUAACAAACUGGAGAUUAAUAAAUGUCAGGCUGUCAACUCGCUUUCCUCUCAAAGAGUUGUGACUACUCCUGUGGCAAAGAAAAGACGACGCUCAUCAAUUGUACCUCGUUCACUUCGUAGAAGGAGGAAAUGAAUGAAAUCCCGUCAACUUCGAGAAUACAGAUUAUUCUUCAUCAAUCAAUCAACCCGGUUAUAGUACUAAAACUUCUUUGGGCUAUUGUAGCUCAUUUUAAACCAGCAUUUAUUAUUGUUGUUAACAUUUGCAUUUUAUAUAUAUAUAUAUAUAUAUAUAUAUAUAUAGAGAGAGAGAGAGAGAGAGAGAGAGGGAGAUGUACAACACAAAUGGUUUUAUUCCACUUCGUGUUUAUUAUUAUAAUUACUAUUUCCUUACUGCCCUUUUUUGUUGUCAUACUAAGAGAACAGAUUAAACUAUUUUUGUGAUCAGAGUGAUCUGUUAUCCUUUUUAAAUGAAUGAAUGAAUGGAUGGAGUUGAUCCAGUUGUUUAGUGUUCAUUUGGUUGUGUAUGUGUGUGUCUGUUUCUGAACGUUAUCAACGGACAUGUGUUACGUAUGCCAAGCCAUCGCCUCCCUCGACUAGCUAUGUUAGCGGAUAUAGGGUCAGGCUGGAAAAAAGCUAGCGGCGGUCAAACAAAAACUUGGCAUCAGUCAAUGAAAUCCACAACAGUUGGUCUAAGCCACGUAGGAAGGUGUAGACUUCCAGGCUGGGGUCCUCGGGACGGUAAAAAUCUAUGGUUGGAAACAAUUGGUGACAUGGCUCAAAACCGUUCUCAGUGGCGCAGAUGCAUCCACUCCCUGUGACUUAUGAUCUUCAAUGAAACUGUUUUGUAUUUCUUUAUUACUCCUUUGUCUCUUACCUCUGCUCACUGUUUCUAUUAUGCUUUUCUUGUACUUUCUUCUCUUGCUUCGCGUGCUACACGGAAUGUGGCGACUUGAACUUCCGCACAUUUGUGCAAAGUUCUAUGUCGAAAACAGACAGACA
Trichobilharzia regenti is the source of this 2063-nucleotide messenger RNA. The record is from the annotation of a GenBank genome assembly. Lineage: Eukaryota; Metazoa; Platyhelminthes; Trematoda; Strigeidida; Schistosomatidae.